Closterium sp. Naga37s-1 is the source of this 1542-nucleotide messenger RNA. NCBI's taxonomy places the organism in Eukaryota, Viridiplantae, Streptophyta, Zygnematophyceae, Desmidiales, Closteriaceae. The record is from the annotation of a GenBank genome assembly.
AUGGGUUCUCCUCCAAGCUCUCCGCCUCUCCGCAACAACUCACCUGUGGUAGCAAGCCACCUGGUACCGCAAUUGUCACGCCGACACUCCAGGUUCACUGGGCUUCUGUUUCUCUUCCUCGGCUGGCUGACGUGUCGCGCUUCUUCCUGUUACGUGGCAUCCAAACGACUUUUCAUUCGGCCUCCUUUGGCUUUCGGCGCCGGUCCAACUUCAGCCACUCCAUCACCCUCUGUUGUGCCAUGGCGAAAGCCCUCGCCAACUCGCGCCGCGUGCGUUCUUCUUGCCCUCCGCUCGUUGUCAAUCUCGCACCUACGCGCCUCGUCGGGCUCUCUGGCGCGUCCCCGUAUAUCCGUGGCCAAGAAGGUGUGCAAAGCCGCCUCUUCCUCCUCUUCCAAGCUACCUGGCGCGUCCCCGCGCCCGGUUUCUACUGCAAACGUGGAAGUUUCAUCCGCACCUUCUCUGGGAGCGCCUGGCAAGCGUUUCCGUCGCCUCUGUGCGCUGCGCGACACGGUCGGUGAGACUGUGACUGAUGUGAAACGCGACCUGGAUACUCUCGUCACCAUGAUUUUCCCUGUGCACCUCGCCGAACAGCAUCGCAAGGAAAUUGUUGCUUUUCUCAAAAAGGGUCUCCGUCGCUCUGACUUCAAGAACUGGCAGAUUCCCCUCGUUAAGUCGAUGGCAGGAGAGAACCUGAAGUUCGGCAGGAAUACCUACGCCCGGCAAAUCCUUCAGUUCCCCAACAAGGAAGCGGCUGAGGCCUUCGCAGGCCGCCCCCCGAUCUUCUAUCCUCUCCCCCACGGUCCUGCUGUUGAACUCAAGGUCUACGUCGAUCCCGCUCCUGAAUUCACUGCUGCCAAGGCGCGUGGCGAGACCCACAUCGUCAUCCGCAACAUCCCGCUGGGCCUCACCGAGGAGCAGCUGGUUGGUAUCCUGUUGAAAGGCAAGAACCGUGAUGGACAGAAGUGGAUCUCUGAGCUCCUGCACUUCCACACCGCCUCCGACCCUUACGAGGAGAUGUUUCAGCUGCAGAUGCAUGGCAUCGUCAAACCCAUGAUCGGCGAUGAGGCUUUCAGCGUCACCCCGCCGGUAAUCUGGAUUGACGACGUGCGCGAACCUGUCCUGGUGAACCUCUCAUGCCACUCGUGUGGCAUCUGCUCGAGCAACCACCGCACCGGGGACCACCACGUGUUCCCUACGAUGCGCUGUAACAAGAUCAACAACCCACACUCGAUCUCGGUCGCUCAGCUACAGAAUGUUAACUCCAAAGCACUCGGGCAUUCGCCUGCCGCCAACCGAAUCAAGCAGGACCUCGGCCUUCUCUUCAUCGGCCUCGACAGCGAGGUCGAGGUCUGGACUUGCUGCGCAUGCGACUUUAUCUGUGGCUGGACUAUCGACACGGCCCUUGCUCACGGAGACUCGCCACAACACCUCCGUCGUCUGCAGACGUCCGGCCCCCUCCUGAAAGAGGAGUUCGGGGACCUGAAGGCUCAGGAGUUCCUGAAAAAGAGCGACUCGCUUGUGCAAUUCUUGGGCGAGGAAUAG